Closterium sp. Naga37s-1 is the source of this 2868-nucleotide messenger RNA. Lineage: Eukaryota; Viridiplantae; Streptophyta; Zygnematophyceae; Desmidiales; Closteriaceae. The record is from the annotation of a GenBank genome assembly.
AUGUCCGAUUUUCCAUCUGCCCGCUUCACUCUCGUCCGAUUCUCUCUCUGUCCGCUUCUCCCUCUACCCGCUUCUCUCCCUGUCCGCUUCUCCCUCUGUCCGCUUCUCUCUCUGUCCAAUUCUCUCUCUGUCCGCUGCUCCCUCGACCCGCUUCUCUCCCUGUCCGCUUCUCCCUCCGUCCGCUUCUCUCUCGGUCCGAUUCUCUCUCUGUCCGCUUCUUCUCCGUCCCCUUUUUGUCCGUCCGCUUCUCUCACAAACCGCUUCUCCCUCUGUUCGAUUCUCGCUCUUCUCACCCUCUGCUCCUCUCACGGUCUGCGCCUCUCAUGGUCCGCCCCUCAAACGGUCUGCUUCUCUGUUCCGCUUCUCUCUCUGUCCGCUGCUCCAUCUGUCCGCUCACCUCUCGGUCCACUCUGUCUGCUCACCUCUCCGUCCGCUCACCUCUCUGUCCACUCACCUCUCCGUCCGCUCACCUCUCUGUCCGCUCACCUCUCUGUCUGCUCAUCUCUCUGUCCGCUCAUCUCUCUGUCCGCUCAUCCCUCUGUCCGCUCAUCUCUCUGUCCGCUCCUCUCUCUGUCCGCUCCUCUUUCUGUCCCCUCCUCUCUCUGUCCGCUCCUCUCGAUGUCCGCUUCUCUCUAUGUCCGCAACUCUAUCUGUCCGCUUCUCUCUCUGUCCGCUCCUCUCUCUGUCCGCUCAUCUCUCUGUCCGCUCCUCUCUCUGUCCGCUCCUCUCUCUGUCCGCUCCUCUCUCUGUCCGCUCCUCUCGAUGUCCGCUUCUCUCUAUGUCCGCAACUCUAUCUGUCCGCUUCUCUCUCUGUCCGCUUCUUUCUCUUUCCGCUUCUCUUCCUGUCCGCUUCUCUCUCCAUGUCCAAAUCAUCUGUCUGCUUCACUCUCCCACCGGUUCUCCCUCCGUCCGCUGCUGUAUCUUUCCGCUUUUCCCUCUACCCGCUUCGCUCUCUGUCCUCUUAUCCCUAUGUUCGCUUCUCCCUCCUCUCUCGGUCUGCUCCUCUCACGGUCUGCUCCUCUCACGGUCUGCUCCUCUCACGGUCUGCUCCUCUCACGGUCUGCUCUUAUCACGGUCGGCCUGUCAGAAGACGAACUGGUGUGUCCAUUUAUAAUCUCAAGUGACGAGACGCUGCUUAGUGGGAACGAGCGUUUGAAGGCGUGGCCCUUCAGAGACUUCUGCAGUGACGCUGUGAACCUCACCUCCCCACAUGCUGCACCCCACUUCCCCACAUGCAGCACCCCACUUACCCACAUGCAGCACCCCACUUCCCCCCAUGCAUGCAGCACCCCACUUCCCCACAUGCAGCACCCCAAUUCCCCUCAUGCUGCACCCCACUUCACCACAUGCAGCACCCCACUUCCUCAAAUGCAGCACCCCACUUCCCCACAUGCCCAUGCAGCAUCCCACUUCCCCACAUGCAGCACCCCACUUCCCCACAUGCAGCACCCCACUUCCCCACAUGCAGCACCCCACUUCCCCACAUUCUGCACCCCACUUCCCCACAUGCUGCACCCCACUUCCCCACAUGCAGCACCCCACUUCCCCACAUGCUGCACCCCACUUACCCACAUGCAGCACCCAACUUACCCACAUGCAGCACCCCACUUCCCCAGCAGCACCCCACUUCCCCCCAUGCAGCACCCCGCUUACCCAGAUGCAGCAUCCCACUUCCCCACAUGCAGCACCCCACUUCCCCACAUGCAGCACCCCACUUCCCCACAUGCAGCAUCCCACUUCCCCACAUGCAGCACCCCACUUCCCCACAUGCAGCACCCCACUUACCCACAUGCAGCACCCCACUUCCCCACAUGCAGCACCCCACUUCCCCCCAUGCAGCACCCCACUUACCCACAUGCAGCACCCCACUUCCCCACAUGCAGCACCCCACUUCCCCCCAUGCAGCACCCCGCUUACCCACAUGCAGCACCCCACUUCCCCACAUGCAGCACCCCACUUCCCCCCAUGCAGCAGGCCACUUACCCACAUGCAGCACCCCACUUCCCCACAUGCAGCACCCCACUUCCCCACAUGCAGCACCCCACUUCCCCACAUGCAGCACCCCACUUCCCCACAUGCAGCACCCCACUUCCCCCCAUGCAGCAGGCCACUUACCCACAUGCAGCACCCCACUUCCCCACAUGCAGCACCCCACUUCCCCACAUGCAGCACCCCACUUCCCCACAUGCAGGACCCCACUUCCCCCCAUGCAGCACCCCACUUCCCCACAUGCAGCACCCCACUUACCCACAUGCAGCACCCCACUUCCCCACAUGCAGCACCCCACUUCCCCACAUGCAGCACCCCACUUCCCCCCAUGCAGCACCCCACUUCACCACAUGCAGCACCCCACUUCCCCACAUGCAGCACCCCACUUCCCCACAUGCAGCACCCCACUUCCCCCCAUGCAGCACCCCACUUACCCACAUGCAGCACCCCACUUCCCCACAUGCAGCACCCCACUUCCCCACAUGCAGCACCCCACUUCCCCACAUGCAGCACCCCACUUCCCCACAUGCAGCACCCCACUUCCCCACAUGCAGCACCCCACUUCCCCACAUGCAGCACCCCACUUCCCCACAUGCAGCACCCCACUUCCCCCCAUGCAGCACCCCACUUCCCCUCAUGCAGCACCCCACUUCCCCACAUCAUUUACAUCCCUCACCCACAUGCUCCAUCCCAUUUAACCAGAUGCUGCACCUCCCUUCCCCCAUUGCUACUCCGCUCCAAACCACUCCUUACACCCAUAUCAACCACGCCACAGGCUGCGGCACAGGGUCAUCCCAUCUUAACAGCAACGUCGAGCACCGUCUCCUUGCCCCAUGGUCAGGACAAGCUACUAGGGGCGGAUGUGUGGCGCAGCUAUAA